GCUGACUAGUUGGUUCUGGCAAUUUAUCGUCGAUUCGAUUUACUUCUAUCAUUUGUGUUCGUCACAAUAUAUUAAUGAAAAAGAUUGUCUUAUUUCGAUUAUGUAUAGUUCAGUCUUUGCUCAAAUUUGUUAUCGACAAUGGACACAAAUCGAUAAAUUUGUGAUUCUUUCAUUGAAAUAUUGAAAACAUAAUACUUAUAAACUCUGGAGUUUUUUCACAUCGUACAAUUUAUUUAAGGUCCUUUCAAAUAUAUUGUACAUAUACUAAAUGAUGGAACCAAAAAACGAAAACAAAUUAGACGAAGUGCAGAGACAGAUAUUUGAUCGCAUUGCCAAAAACGAUGUAAAUGGCUUUAAGCAGCUGAUAACCCAACUAAAGGCGGGUGUCGAUUUCGUAGACGAGGAUGGGAUGACUCCGCUUCAACAUGCUUGUUGCAAGGGUAAUAAAGAAGCAGUACAAAUUUUAUUAGAUAUGGGUGCUGAUAUACAUUUCAAUAAACAUGGCGCUGAUUAUACUCCGUUGCACUUUGCAGCUUUGUCAGGCAACACAGAAGUGUGUAGGCUUAUUCUAGAUGCUGGUAUAAAUCCAAAUAGUUUGAAUAGUGUUUCACGAACAGCAUCACAGAUGGCAGCUUUUGUUGGUAAUCACUCCUGCGUGGAAACGAUCAAUAACUAUGUUCCCCGCAAAACAUUGGAGUACUAUACACGGGUACAGGGUCAACAAAUAGAACCACUGAUACCUCCGGGAAUGAUGGAUUUGUUUCAUCAAUUUGUUAUAGAAAUUAAUUUGCACCCUGUGCGCAUUGCACUAAAUUUACAAUCCUUAGGAUUGUUAAAAAAUUUGCACAGUUUGAAGAAAGCUUUGGAGUAUAUGUGUGAAAAGGAAAUGAAGAAGACCAAUAAUGUUAAUGAACUCAUGGCUUUCAAGUUUCACUACUUUGGUUGGAUUGUGUCGGAAUUAAUGCGUUGCGAGGAACAGUGUAAAGCCCAACGUAAGGAAAAGUUGUAUGAAGUUGAUGCAGGAAAGCACGAUUUUGUGGAGUUAUUUAUAAAGCGUGUCUUAAAAGAAAACAAAAUCGGUCAGCUGGAUUACAUAGAAUUUACGCUACGCGAUUGCGUGCGUGAGUUCCCUUUCAGAGAUUGCACUGUGUUUCGUCUAGUUGUUUCCGAACUAGCCGCUAAAGACCCGCAACCUGCUCUAAUGGUCUUUCGUAAUGCUAUUAACGGUCAUCGUGGUUUUGCGGAUGAUACAUCAUAUUGCAGUUCUUGUGGUAAUGAAAAACCAGACAAAAAGUGCUCAAAAUGUAAACAAGUAAAAUAUUGUGAUCGUGAAUGUCAACGUUUGCAUUGGUUUAUGCACAAAAAGACUUGCGCCAGGCCUACCUCGAACGCUACGGCUUCGACCAGCACUUCAUCCGCUAAGGAGCCAAUAGAUGCAGCUGAACUACAUGAGGAACUUUCCAAAAUUACUACUAGCUAAACGAUGUGUUUAUUUAUACGACUAAUAAAUGUUUGGUACCUUUACCCGUUUAUAUUCACCCCAUACCUGAAUACAUAAAUUUUGGGUAUAUACCGUUCUUUAACGAGUUAGGCGUUCAGUUAUAAAAAAAUAAAUAACUACUGCAAGUUUUAACUGCAUACCGUUCCAAAA
Bactrocera oleae (olive fruit fly) is the source of this 1651-nucleotide messenger RNA. Its product is annotated as ankyrin repeat and MYND domain-containing protein 2. Gene Ontology annotation, molecular function: protein binding. The record is from RefSeq and is a predicted model, not a curated record. Lineage: Eukaryota; Metazoa; Arthropoda; Insecta; Diptera; Tephritidae.